AGAGGUGUUGACCUGAUCAAUUCCAUCAAACCGUCCAGCAUGAAGCUCCUGUGUAACCAAACUGGCGAGUCUCUCCGUCUCCGUCUCACGUUUCAACUCCCAAUGUCUAGAGGGACGUCGUCUUCCCAUCUCAGAUGUCACAUCGCAAUCCAUCACACUUCGCCAAUUAUCCAAAGUCACCUUGUCGCUGAGCUGACAUGUGCAACUGCAGUCGCCGACGCCUUUGGUGACGCCAUCGUCGUCAAUGUCAAGGCCUCUAACGUCACCGGAAUCGCCAGUAUCUUCAACGACCAGCCGGGCUGGAGCAAGGAUUCCAUCAUGGCGAUCACCUUCGGUAUCUUGGGGACGGUGCUUGGAGUGGCUGCGGUAUGGGUGGGCGCCCAGAAUGGCAUGCGCCGCUACCGGCGCUGCACCAAUCCUGGCCCUCCUGCGGGAAGUGCGGGAGACGAGGAGGCCAUUCGCUACUCGUAAAGGGGUGACUUGAGGCGGUGAGGAACAGAGGACAAGCUCUCCAGGUGGUGGCAGUUCAGGGUUGGAAGAACGACACACAUAACGAAAACGUACUGUAAUGCGACCGUGUUAUUCUUGUGUGCAGCCUAAUCCUAUGGUACUCGUAGUUCACGAUGUGUAAAAGUUAAGACUGUGAAUAAUGCAGUUAGUACAAUGGAUACCGAGACAAAGACCUAUCCACUGGAGUGGCACGCGA
Messenger RNA from Hyaloscypha bicolor E, 706 nucleotides. RefSeq lists its product as uncharacterized. NCBI's taxonomy places the organism in Eukaryota, Fungi, Ascomycota, Leotiomycetes, Helotiales, Hyaloscyphaceae. The record is from RefSeq and is a predicted model, not a curated record. The transcript has 2 exons. Bases 40 to 471 code for a protein of 143 amino acids.